Lobosporangium transversale is the source of this 731-nucleotide messenger RNA. RefSeq lists its product as hypothetical. The transcript has 3 exons. NCBI's taxonomy places the organism in Eukaryota, Fungi, Mortierellomycota, Mortierellomycetes, Mortierellales, Mortierellaceae. Bases 95 to 700 code for a protein of 201 amino acids. The record is from RefSeq and is a predicted model, not a curated record.
UUUCUUUUUCACUCUCUCUAUCCUCUCUAUCUCCUUCUACAUCCUUCUCUUGUCUCCACCUUAGUCUUGUUGCCCUCGACUUACAAUUUACGACAUGUCCAUCAAAACCAUUUCAUUUGCCUUGAUGGCCCUCCUCCCCUUCCUGGCCAACCCUGUUGCAUCUCAGGGACAGAACCCAAUCAACCAGGAUGGUUGUGUGACUAACUACGACCCUAACUUUGAUUACUUUACAAACAAAAUCACCGUGGACAACGCUACUUUGUUUAGUGUCCAUUACGAGCGCAAUUACAAAGUUGUCGUAAACAAUGCUCUCAAGAAGGAGUAUGUCUUGACUCAGUGCGGUACUCCUGUUCCUCCUGCUUCACAAUUCGGUAAUGAGACUGUCUUUGUCAAUAUUCCAGUCAAGAAUGCUGCCUCAACUGCUACAACUGCAGUUGCAUUCAUUGAGAUGCUGGGUAUGCGUUCAGCCCUCAAGGCAGUGGAUACAGAGGGUUUGAUUAGCUCCCCUUGCCUUCAAUACGAUCUCGAGCGUGGCUCCAUCCUUGGUAUUGAGGACAAAGACUUGGCCAAACGUGCGGAUCAGUUCAAGAGUGUUGAUGUUGUCUUUAGCACAUUUGGAUCGGAACCUGGUAUGGAGAACAAGACCGUUAUCACCUCCGAAGUUUCGGAUCCAGGCCCAUUGCACGUUGCAGCGCCAUAGAAUUUAGAACAACACAAUUAAUAAUACUUUG